UUGGUCUUUAUUACGAUGUCGUAUGGUGUCAAGGUGCAGAAUAUAGGUAAAAAAUUUGGUGGUGUCAGUGUCUCGGCUCGCUACCGGUUGUCUCGUUUCAACUAUGAACUCAUAGCGUAUAUAAGUUGUGGGGGGCAGCGCCCGCCGGCAGAGCAGCCUGUCUCGUAUCCGGGAACGCAGUCACGAAAUAUGAAGAUCUUUUUGGCGCUCACGGCGCUCGUGGCCGCGGCGGUGGCCGACAUCGGCAUCACCAGCGGCACUGCGCCCGGUUUCAACUACAAGGUGCCGCACACGUCGUACGGCGUGCCCUCGCACCAGCACGGAAGCUCCAGCUACAAGACCGGCUACUCCAGCUACUCCGGCGCCGGCAACCUCGGCAGCGCCAACCUCGGCAACGCUGGCGGCGUCAAGGGCUUCUCCAACAACUACUACAAGGGCUACAGCGGCCUCAACGCCUUCCCUAGCGCCGGUGGCAACUACCAGACCAUCCAGUCCAGCAGCUCCCAGCACUCCAGCGGCCCAGUCGGCGGAGCGCACUACGACUACCAGAGCGGAUCCCAAUACAACAAUGGAAAUGCUUACCAAACUCAAAACUUAGGUUCUCUGGGCCAGUACUCCUCCGGUCUUAACACUCCCACCUACCAAUACUCGGCAGCACCAGUACCUCUGUCGACUGUACAGUACCAGUACGGAAACCAGUACCAGAACAAGUACCAGUCUUCUAUCCAGCAGCAGUACCAGGAGUACUACAGGCAGCAGCAACAGCAGCCCGCGCAGGUGUUCAAGCACUUCUACCUGCACUCCGCGCCCGAAGAGCCCGAAGAGCCCAAGUACCGUCAGGUCCCGGUGCUGCCACCCCCACAGAAGCACUACAAGAUCAUCUUCAUCAAGACCCCGUCGCAGCAGGCCGCGGCUCCUCAGCUCGUCCCUGUCCAGCAACAGAACGAAGAGAAGACCAUUGUUUACGUUCUUGUCCAGAAACCCGAAGAAGGUGGAGAGAUUGUUGUGCCCAAGGUUGAACAGAAGCCCCCAGCGAAGCCUGAAGUGUUCUUCAUCAAAUACAACAGCAAGGAAGGGUCUGAGAAUGUGAUUAACAACAUAGUGAACGACUACAACACUAAGAACCAGGCCGGCUCUGUGAGCUACUCCGGGGUCGAGACUCCGGCUCUCUCCAGCUCCUCUGACGCCUCCUACUCCCUGCACGGCGGCAACUCGCACCCCAUCGCCACCCCGCUGUCGGGCCAAGCUGUCGAGCAGAACAGCCAGACCAUCUUCACCGCGUCCACCCCUCUGCCCGUAAACCUGAUCAACACGUCUGACAACCAGAACUACGCUUCCGCGGAGGCCUCCACCCUGGGAGGGUUCCAGAACGACGCCGAGGCCAGCGCUAUCGCUCAAUCCGGCUUCUCCAAGGACCAAACACAAAACUUCGGAACCGUAAACACACUUUCUACCAUCCAAGGAGUCCCCCACGAGACCUACGGUAUCCCCAAGUUCAGGGAAAACUAGAUAAUUAGUGUAUAAGUUCAUGAUUUAAAUAAAUUUAAAUGUAAAUAAAGAAAGUUUUUUUACGUGUAAA
This is a messenger RNA of Plutella xylostella (diamondback moth), 1579 nucleotides long. RefSeq lists its product as uncharacterized. Gene Ontology annotation, cellular component: chitin-based extracellular matrix. Gene Ontology annotation, biological process: chitin-based cuticle development. Gene Ontology annotation, molecular function: structural constituent of chitin-based larval cuticle. NCBI's taxonomy places the organism in Eukaryota, Metazoa, Arthropoda, Insecta, Lepidoptera, Plutellidae. The record is from RefSeq and is a predicted model, not a curated record.